This is a messenger RNA of Gadus macrocephalus (Pacific cod), 1586 nucleotides long. It is a transcript of the gene chtopa, whose product is annotated as chromatin target of PRMT1a. The transcript is spliced from 6 exons. Bases 168 to 887 code for a protein of 239 amino acids. NCBI's taxonomy places the organism in Eukaryota, Metazoa, Chordata, Actinopteri, Gadiformes, Gadidae. The record is from RefSeq and is a predicted model, not a curated record.
ACCUUGCCAGCACCAUUUUAUGAAACGGCAGGGGAGUUAAUCAAGAAACUAUUAGAAAGACUCUUCGAAGAGGGGAUUUUAGACAUACAUCUGACCAAGGAACUACAUGUGAAUACUCAUCCAGUAUUUACUUUUGCAUACGAAACCUCCAGCCAAAGGAAUACAGAAUGACCGCCCCCUCUUCCCAAAAAGUCGUGCUCAAAAGCACCACCAAAGUAUCUCUAAACGAGCGCUUCACUAACAUGCUGAAGAACAAGGCGCCCUCAGUGGUGAGUGUGCGAGCCACAAUGCAGCAACAACACCUGGCCAGUGCACGUAACCGUCGGCUAGCCCAGCAAAUGGAAAACCGACCAUCGGUGCAAGCUGCACUGCACUACAAGCAGAGCCUGAAGCAGCGCUUGGGGAAAAGCAACAUUCAGGCACGGCUGGGCCGACCUAUCGGGGCACUGAUGCGUGCAGGAGGCGCUGCCGGUCGAGGAGGGAUGCAAGGAAUUACCAGGGGCAGUCUUCGAGGGCGCAUCCGAGGAGCAGCUCGGGGUGCUUUGGGCCUCAGAGGGAAGCGCAUUUCAGCAGGCCUGAUUCACGUCCGUGGUCGUGGUGUUUCAGGACGAGCUAUGCUGCGGGGAGUGCAAAGGGGAGGGCCUCUCUCUCGAGGAGCCGGACGAGGACUGGGUGUUAGAGGUCGCGGUGUUCUGCGAGGACGUGGUGGCUUCCCUGCUCGAGGUGGUCGGGGCCGUGGGCGAGGCAGAAUAGCUGGUCGCGCCUCCUCUCUAACCCGGGAACAGCUGGACAAUCAGUUGGAUGCCUACAUGUCGAAAACCAAAGGCCACCUCGAUGCUGAACUGGAUGCAUACAUGGCCCAGGCAGACACUGAUGGCAUGGAGUGAUGAUCCAGGAGCCGAUCGUAGAUGGCUGACGCAGGCUUCUACGCUGUACAAGUCACAUUGGAUAGAAACUCAAAUAGUUUCUGAAGCUGAACUCUACAAAUGCAGCUUACUAUUAUUUAGAAAAGGCGCCCACGAAAACAUAGAAUGCAGUCAGCAAAACUGCUGCCGAAAUUGAAGCCUAACUCUAGAAAAUAAAUCUGAACCGUGGCUUACCAAAUCUGCGAGCUUUAAUCUUUUACAUAAUUACAAAUAUCUGGAAGUUCUAAAAAUGUAUACAAUGUGUUUUUCUGUAUGCCUUGCUCUGACAGAUGUAUAUAUCUUGGAUAUUUCUAUAUCUAUAGAUGUAUAAUAUUUCUCAUGAUCGAUUAGUCCUGAUGCAAAGCUGCUAUUGUAAAAGGUUGAUAUGAUCGUUUUUGUACUGAAUUGGCAUUGGACUUUUACCACAAUUUUUUUAAGUAUUUUUAAGGAGAUCAUCGAAUUCCUUUUUUAUUUAUAAGAGGCCAAUACCAAGGUUUGAUACUUUUUUCCUUAGUUUACAGAAUAUCCAUGUGUCCAUCAUUUUUAAUUGGAAUUAUUUGUAUUGACUUGACAUCUUACACAAGCAAGUAGAAUGUAAUUCAAACAAUAGUGUUCCCCUGCUGAUGUGAUCGAGAAUCCAAUGUUUUUUAUAAAAAAAAAAAGUCCAGCAGAGGAAAUCAA